Messenger RNA from Hydractinia symbiolongicarpus, 938 nucleotides. RefSeq names its product proteasome subunit alpha type-2-like. Lineage: Eukaryota; Metazoa; Cnidaria; Hydrozoa; Anthoathecata; Hydractiniidae. Gene Ontology annotation, cellular component: proteasome core complex; proteasome core complex, alpha-subunit complex. The record is from RefSeq and is a predicted model, not a curated record. The transcript has 8 exons. Gene Ontology annotation, biological process: ubiquitin-dependent protein catabolic process. Bases 134 to 844 code for a protein of 236 amino acids.
AGAUCAGCAAGGCACAGUGAAUUAACAAAAAUAUGGAAACACAGCACCGAGCAUAAACCAGCACAGCUUCAGAUGAUAACCUUUUUGGCAAAUUAAACAGUUUCCAACGCAAAUUCAGAUUGGACUAUUGAGAAUGGGAUCGACAGAGAGAUACAGUUUCAGCUUGACGACAUUUAGUCCUUCUGGUAAACUUGUUCAAAUCGAAUAUGCAUUAGCUGCUGUUGCUGCUGGUGGACCAUCUGUGGGUUUAAAAGCUGUUAAUGGAGCUGUUAUUGCAGCAGAGAAAAAACAAAAGUCAAUGCUGUAUGAUGAACGUACAGUCUCCAAGAUGGAAAUUAUUUCAGAUCGCAUAGGAAUGGUUUAUAGUGGCAUGGGUCCAGAUUUUAGACUUUUAGUCGCUGAAGCUCGUCGCAUUUCUGUAAAUUAUACCUUGCAGUAUGGUGAACCCAUCCCAACGUCACAAUUAGUACACCGUGUUGCAGCGGUUAUGCAGGAGUAUACACAAUCUGGCGGUGUUCGUCCAUUCGGUGUUUCAUUAUUAAUGAUCGGUUGGGAUGAUGACACUCCUCAUCUGUUUCAAUGCGAUCCUUCUGGUGCGUAUUUUGCUUGGAAAGCAACAGCGAUAGGAAAAAACUUCGUAAAUGGUAAAACGUUUCUCGAAAAAAGAUAUAACGAAUCUAUCGAAUUAGAGGACGCCAUUCAUACAGCAGUGUUAACUUUAAAGGAAGGCUUCGAGGGACAGAUGACAGAAGAUAACAUAGAAAUAGGUGUUUGUGAUAAAGGUGGUUUUCGAAAGUUAACGCCCAACGAGAUAAAGGACUAUCUUGCUUCAAUACUCUCAUAACCCCCCACCCAGAGAUGACUGGUUGUGACACUAGAUUUUGUAAUUUACGUCGUUAGUUUAAAACUGUUUAACGAAUAGAGCUUGCCACUAGAAA